AUGGCACCUCCAGAGAACCUCCAGGCUAUCUCUCUCCUGAAGAAAUUCAUUCAAUUUGUGAUCUCUUCCAACGUUAAUAAUAUUCAGGAGAUCCCUGAGUUCCGGGAUAUAACUCGUGAGCUCGUCCAGAAAGAUCCUAAUACAGCAAACGCUGUUCGAGAGGCUUUGACAGAACCAUCAAAGAGACCUUUACCCCGAAGAUCUACAGCGCGGCGAAGGCGCCGUCGAGACGGCCUGUCGUAUCGGCCUCCCUACACCUCGCGAACAUCCGCCCGACGUGGCUCCAACUUCGAUGCCCAUCCUAAACAACCAGCUAAGCACGCUGAUAUAAGGGAUCAGAGUGUCAUGCCAGGUGUUGAAGCCCAACCAGCAGAAGAAAGCACUAAGCAAGCUAAACAAGCUGAGCAUAUUGCACAAACACCAACACCUUCAUCCCUCCAAUAUGGCUCCAACUUCGAUGCUUAUCCUCCACAGCCAGGGAAGCACGCUGAUAUGGAGGAUCAGAAUAUCACGCCAAGUAUUCAAGCUCAAUCAGCGGAAGAAAGCACCAAGCUAGCUAAAGAAGCUGAGCACAAUGCACAAACAUCGACACCUUCAUCCAAUUUUCAAGACUUCGCUUUUCAAGUUACACAGUCUCUCUGGCAUAUAAAACUCUUUCAGGAAGAAGUUCCGUCAGCUUUCCACCAGUCGAUCCUUCGCUCACUUGCUAAACGUGACGAUGAACAAUCACCUGCCCUGCAGCAUUGGUCCGAUGGUUCAAUGUUCGUCCGUGUGAUCGAGGCCAGUGCUGCUUCUCAGAAAAGAAGGAAAGUCCUCAACAUGCUAGAAUACAUAUGGGCUUAUGAGUGGCAUCAAGACCAGGUAGAUCGUGCCAGAAAUGAGACUUUUACGAAGCGACGGAAACCUAUCAGCGAUAGGACUGCUGCGGGCCGUGUACUUGACGCAAUCCAAAAGCCCGCAAUACCAGGAUAUAUCUCUAAGCGCGAAAAGGAUCUUCAGCGUGGCCGGAUUGAGAAACAACUUCUUAGGGGGAAGAUACUUAGUACCAAGUUGGUGAAAGAACUUGGGCUGGGUAUCCUGUUCAGUCCAGAGAUCUGGGAUUAUAUAAAGCUUAGUUCAAAAGAGCUAGACCAGCUUAUCCACGAUUUCAGGAAUGACUAUCAGUUUAUGAUAUUAUUCGAAGCCUUGUCGAAACAGCUAUAUACAUUCGUCGAACAAGGCUGUCCGGAUCUAAGGCAAUUCUUCUUAGACCUCAAAUCUAGUAGGGCCUUGGAUUUUGCGGACCUGGUUUCUAUGGAGCGGAUGGAGACUGAAUAUGCCGACCUGCCUGCCCAGAAGAACUAUUGGAACGACAAGCUUGAAAGAGCUCUGGCUGACUUGGAAUGUUACAUCAAGGUCAGCAUUCUUGCUAAACCUAAAGGGGCUUCGUUUGAGCAGGAUGAUGCUAUCUAUAUUCUCAAUAACGAGAUUUCAUGCGAGGAUCUGCAGAGGCUUAAUGGUAAAUGGCUAACAUCGUUGUUGAUAUUCGCUAUUAUGGGUGUGACAGAUAGGCCGGGUUGGGUGAGUUUUGGGUACUCAAUCCAAAUCGACCAAACCGACAAUCCUUUCAAAAGAUGUGCCGAAGAUAUUUCAUCCCGAAGGGAGCGCGGGCAGGAACCUCUUGUCUAUUUCCGGCCCCUUAACCACCAGAACUCACACUUCACGCUGCUGGAGAUUAAUGAAAAGGACCGAAUGAUCCGUCAUUACGACUCGCUUCCUGUUAAGGAAAACAGAGAUCUAGUCAUGCAGAAAGCGCAACAUGGGCUGGGGCAUAUGGGAUUUCAAUUCGAAGAAGCAGUAUGUCUUGUCCCGUCUGAGUAG
Penicillium chermesinum is the source of this 1860-nucleotide messenger RNA. RefSeq lists its product as uncharacterized. The record is from RefSeq and is a predicted model, not a curated record. Bases 1 to 1860 code for a protein of 619 amino acids. The transcript is spliced from 4 exons. Lineage: Eukaryota; Fungi; Ascomycota; Eurotiomycetes; Eurotiales; Aspergillaceae.